AUGAUGGAGAACCGGACUAGCUACGUCUGCUCCGUAUGCAAGAAAAGUUUCACCUCUAGCUUCGGCUUAGUCAGACACCAAACAGUCCACAACGGGAACAAGGUGGCCUGUCCGCAGUGCGGAAAGCUGUUCUUCUACAAGUCAAGCCUACUCAUCCACCAGCGCAUUCACACCGGCGAAAAGCUUUUCGGUUGUCCCGUUUGCGGGAAAUGCUUCACCAAUAACUCGAACCUUAUUGUUCAUCAACGUAUCCACACUGGAGAGAAGCCGUUUUCCUGUCUGGUGUGCGGGAAACGGUUUGGCCAUAAAGGCCACCUCAACAGGCACAUGAGGACUCACGCCACUGACAAAGCAAUGGAAAGCAUUGGGGAUAAUGAGCCGAACAGUUGGGUGGCUUGUAAGGUGAACCAGCAGGCUCUCAAAAUAUACGACACUAGCUCAUAUUCUGCUUACAACAAAAGGUAUCAGAGUGUAGAUUCACCACCACGAUGGUAA
This is a messenger RNA of Staurois parvus, 495 nucleotides long. NCBI's taxonomy places the organism in Eukaryota, Metazoa, Chordata, Amphibia, Anura, Ranidae. The record is from the annotation of a GenBank genome assembly.